AACAUUUAACAAAAAACUUAGCUGGAGAAAGUUUUUUAAAGUUUUUCGCAUCAACACCGGUCGUCGGUAUUAAACAAAUGUUGGUUAAUGUAAAUUAAAAAAACAAAGUUAAGAAACACCAAACAACACACCAAUCACUGCUGUGUUAACUUAAAAAUAAUGCGCAUGCGUGCAGUUGACUUGAAACAGUGAAGAAAUAAACAACACACAUACGAAGCAAAAUAAACAAACGGAUUACAUAUUUUGAAUAAAGACAAAAAAAAAAUAAAACAAAACGCAUAAAACAACAAAAUACAUAAAAUAAUAAAAGAAAAAUAAAAUUAAUAAUUUUGUAAACGUUAAACUGCAAAGAAAGACAUUUUAAAAUAACGACUUUAAAUAAGAAAUUAUUAGGAAAAAAACACAAAAUAAAUCUCUUAAGUUUAUUGAUCUAAAGUUGAAAAUUUCUUUAUAAUUUAAACUAACAAAGUGUUAAUUAUUUAAAUUAGUUUAUUUCGAAAAAUAGAUAUUUAUUUAAAAUUUUUAAAUGUGUAUUCUAAAAAGUUGCAAAUGAAAAUGAAAUUAUUAACAAUUAUGCGAAAAAUAAAGACUUCUUCGAACCAUCUACAAACAAUGUCAAUCAACAAAUAUCAUUAUUAUCAUCAUCAUAAUUAUCAUAAAAAUAAUAUAAUUAUGUCGUCGUAUAUUUUUGUGUUUUUAUUUAUAAACUUAUUUAAUUUAACAUUAUGUAAUAAUGUAAAUGUUGAAAACGAUAGUGAAAUUAAAUUAACGUCAACAGCAACAACAAUGGCUACAACGAAUAUUGAACAGACUACUAAUAAAUAUGCGAAUGAAUCAUUAUUGGAGGCACGCGAAUUAUUUGAAGAUUCAAGUGGUAUGGUGUGGUCGGAAUUUCUAGAGGAUUAUGUUAUAAGCCAAAGUCCUAGUAGCCGCACUUCCAAAGAUCUACCCUACUAUAACGAAAUGUCUGGUCCUGGUGGCGGUCCACCCUAUCAAAUGAUGAUAAAUCCCGGAAUGGGGCCGAAUCCCACAAAUCCUCAACCACCCAUUAACUAUCAUUCUUCGGCCUACAAAAGACCAGCUAUUUAUAUAAAUAAACGUAUUGGAGAAGUGGGUGUAGAAUUGGAACCACAUAAAAGACCACCACAACAAGUGGUUAAUCCACAAUUUCGACCAAUGACAAAUCAAAUGUCACAACAUCAACAACCUGGUCUAUUGCAACAAUUGUUUGGUUUAGGUGGAUCGGAAACAGGUAUUACAAGACCAACAUCAAAUAUACCCACAUCACCAGGAGGAUCACAAAUACCACAACAUAUAAGACCAUUACCAUUGCAGCAACAACAGCAUGUAGUACACAAUGGACCGCAAACAUUUAGAGCAGUAUCGGAAAAUGAUUUAUAUCUAUUGGGUGCCAUAGAGAAAUUAGUCUAUCGUGUAGACUAUUUGGAGAGUAGAGUGAGAAGAACAGAACAAUUGAUUUAUUAUCUAAUGGCGGGUAAUAAGCAACAAACUGAAGUACGUGAUCCCUGCCCGACAAACUUUACACGUAUUAGUGAUACUUGUUAUUAUAUUAACAGUUAUCAGGCGGUCAAUUGGAAAACGGCUAAUUCCGCUUGUAAAGCUUUAAAUUCCCAUUUGGCAGAAUUCGAAAAACCUUCGGAAAAUGAAGAAAUCAUGGCAUAUUUAUUAAAUCAACCAAAUCAUCGUGGUCGUGAUUAUUGGUUAGGUGGUUUAAAUCCUGGCCUUCUAUGGAUCUGGUCAAAUUCUGCUAAACCUGUUAAUCCCAAUAUGAAUUUAACCUCCAUUGCUAUGUCUCACAAGGAAAAACAUGACAAAGAAACCGAAUCGAAUACCAUUGAUGUGGAUGAGAAGGAUGACAAGAAAAAAUCUGAUAAUACCGAUAUUUUGAAUAAUACUUUGGAAAUCGAAGGUCAAGGUAGAUGUCUAAGAUUGUCUUAUAAUUCUGCCAAACAUAGUUACAAUUAUUAUGGACAAGAAUGUACUACGAGACAUCAUUAUAUAUGUGAACAUGAAGACAAAAGCUUAGAUAAUAAAAUUAAAAAAAUUGCUAGGGAAUUGAAAUUAUUUGAGUGAAUUCCCGAAAGUGUAAUUGAGGGGAAUAAAUGUAUUAAUUUUGUUUAAAGUGAUUUUGUUUUUACUCUUUUUUUAAUUUAAGUGUUACAUAUUUGUGUAAAGAAUUUAAUUGCUUAAUACAUAUUUAUAUAAUUUAAUAAUUUAUUUGUUUAUGUAAGAAAAAUAAAUUUUAAUAAAUAAUUUUAAAA
This is a messenger RNA of Lucilia cuprina (Australian sheep blowfly), 2282 nucleotides long. RefSeq lists its product as uncharacterized. The record is from RefSeq and is a predicted model, not a curated record. The transcript has 3 exons. Lineage: Eukaryota; Metazoa; Arthropoda; Insecta; Diptera; Calliphoridae. The coding region runs from base 550 to 2094 and encodes 514 amino acids.